AUGAUCUCGGUUUCUCCUCCACCUCAUUCUCAUAGUCCACCGUCGAAUGGUGCCUCAACAUCGAAUAGCAAUGGUCCAUCGUCAGAUGCCUGCAAUGGAAUUGUUGCCAAUCUUUUAUGCCAUCGACAGAGAACUAAUGGAGAAAGUGAAACAUUCGCUAAACGAGCUAUCGAAAGUUUGGUGAAGAAAUUGAAAGAUAAGAAAGACGAACUUGACGCUCUCGUAGCGUCCAUCACAUCUAAUGGGCAAAUUCCGACAAAAUGUGUCACUAUUCAACGAACUCUCGACGGACGAUUACAAGUCGCCGGUCGAAAAGGUUUCCCACAUGUUAUCUAUGCUCGUAUAUGGCGAUGGCCUGAUCUACAUAAAAACGAACUAAAACAUUUAAAAAUCUGUCAUUUAGCAUUUGAUCUUAAACAAGAAUACGUUUGUGUAAAUCCGUAUCAUUAUGAACGUGUUGUUUCACCUGGAAUCGAUCUCGCAGGAAUGCCGCUAGUACCUCGUUUUCAACUACUGGGUCACGGUGAUCCAUCGUCAUCAAAUGACCGAGAUCUUUAUUCUACACCCGAUGGAUUCCGCUAUAUGAAAGACUACAUCGAUGAGCAAAACUCACCCCAAGCUCUAGGAAUGGUUCAACAUCAAGCACCGGACACGACUAGUCCUAGCCCGCCACAUCCAUAUUCAACAAAUGGAAAUGCAGCAGCUACCUUGACUAGUUUUCCACCAGACGGAAACGUUCCUCUAUGGGCACAAUCAACACCUAGUGUUGCUAAUUUAUGGCAACCACAUCCUCUUGUUCCGACAAGUGCACCUACACUUCCAUCAUUGUCAUUAAUAAGUAAUUUUGGUGAAUAUUGGUGUAGUAUAGCAUAUUAUGAACGUGAUAUUCAAGUUGGAGAAACUUUUAAAGUUCCUGACAAUUUCAAAGAAGUGGCAAUCGACGGCGGAACAGAUAUGGCCACUGUUGGUGACAGAUUUUGCUUAGGUCCAUUGAGCAAUGUGCAUCGUACGGAAGCAAGCGAAAAAGCACGACUACAUAUCGGCAAGGGCAUUCGUGUUGAAUGUCGCAACGAAGGUGACGUGUGGAUACGAUGUUUGAGUGAUCAAGCUGUUUUUCUGCAAUCUUAUUAUUUGGAUCGUGAAGCAGGCCGUGCGCCUGGCGAUGCCGUUCACAAAAUCUACUCUCAAGCUUGCAUUAAAGUCUUUGAUAUCCACCAAUGUUUUUCUCAAAUGGAUCAACAUGUCAAAAUGGCUGCUCAUGCUCGAAUGCAACAACAGCUUCAUGGUCAACCUGCACCAUCAACGAGCUUAAGCGUCGAUGAUCUCAGACGUUUGUGUGUGUUGAGACUUAGUUUCGUCAAAGGAUGGGGACCAGACUAUCCCAGACAAUCAAUCAAAGAAACGCCAUGUUGGAUUGAAAUUCAGAUACAUCGUGCUCUUCAACUACUUGAUGAUUUAUUUAAUUCAAUGAAUCAUCAAUUAAAUUCUUCAUCAAUUUCAAAUAACAACAGUAGUUCGUCGAGUUUAACUACGACCACUAUUGAAUCAGCACCUAAUCGUCCACCACAACAUGGUUAA
This is a messenger RNA of Adineta ricciae, 1578 nucleotides long. The record is from the annotation of a GenBank genome assembly. NCBI's taxonomy places the organism in Eukaryota, Metazoa, Rotifera, Eurotatoria, Adinetida, Adinetidae.